GGCGGGCUCUACCGAAGGACCAGCCUCACCGAGGUGCCUGCGCUGAAGCCUCCCAGAGAGCAAAGGAACUCGGCUCCCACCUUGGCGUUGCGACGCGUUGGAGUCUGAAGCGCCGUCGGCCUCAGAGGCGGAGCCGGAAAGCGCUACGUUCGACCCCCGAGCCGCUUUGUUUUCGAAGAGGGGAGCCCUUCCUCAUCCGCUCUGCGUCCCUUUCUUUCCCCCUGACCCGGAGGCCAAAUCCCCCAGGCUGGGCGGGGUGGCGCGGCCCAAGCUCCAGACCCGGAAGAAACGCCAUCUCCUGCCUUUGCUAUGGAGUCCACCGCGCCGUCCCUCACCGAGGAGGACCUGACUGAAGUGAAGAAGGACGCUUUAGAAAAUUUGCGUGUAUACCUGUGUGAAAAAAUCAUAGCUGAGAGACAUUUUGAUCAUCUACGUGCAAAAAAGAUACUCAGUAGAGAAGACACUGAAGAAAUUUCUUGCCGAACAUCGAGUAGAAAAAGGGCUGGAAAAUUGUUAGACUACUUACAAGAAAACCCCAAAGGACUGGAUACCCUGGUUGAAUCUAUUCGACGAGAAAAAACACAGAACUUCCUGAUACAGAAGAUUACAGAUGAAGUACUGAAACUUAGAAAUAUAAAACUAGAACAUCUGAAAGGUAUGAUAAAAUUCCUUGAAGGAAACUACUGUCAGUUAAGACUGAAAUGUAGCAGCUGUGAGCCUUUUCCAGAUGGAGCUACAAACAACCUCUCUAGAUCAAAUUCAGAUGAGAGUAAUUUCUCUGAAAAACUUCGAGCAUCCACUGUCAUAUACCAUCCAGAAGGAGAAUCCAGCACAGCGCCCUUUUUUUCUACUGAUUCUUCUGUGAAUUUACCUGUUCUAGAAGUAGGCAGAACUGAAAAUACUAUCUUCUCUUCCACAAUGCUUCCUAGACCUGGGGACCCUGGAGCUCCUCCUUUGCCACCAGAGCUGCAGUUAGAAGAAGGAGAAACUUGUGGAAACUCUAGUGAGAUGUUUCUUCCGUUAAGAUCACGUGCUCUUUCACAGCAAUGACAGUUUUCCUGCCUUUUAAUUUUCUUAGUAAUUACAAAAGAUGUUUUAUAGGAUAUGAAUUCUUUUUAUAAAAUCGCUAUAAUGACAACACUUGGCACUUGUAUUUGAAAACAAAUACUAUGCUAAAAAGUGUAAACAUAUUAUGUACAGAGAAUUUUUAGACUAAAGGAAGCACACUUUUAGGAUAGCUAAAUGUAAAUCAUGUUGAUCAUGGACUUUUCAGUAUUUUCUGCUUUUGGAUAUUUCAGUGUUUUGAACAUAUGUUUUAAAGUUUUUUGUUUUUAGACUAAUUUUGAUUGGAAACAUUUCUCUGUUGAAGGUUAGACUCUUAGAUUAUUUCUCAGUGCGUUUGUGCUAGAAAUUUUCAGGGCCUAAUAGGCCUUUCCAGUCGUUUAGCAGUAAAAUUUCAGGAUUAAGCUGUUCUAUCUGCAGCCCUGUGGCACAGUAGUUAAGAGCUCCGCUGCUAACCAAAAGGUCAGCAAAUCCACCAGCCGCUCUUUGGAAACCCUGUAGGGCAGUUCUACUCUGUCCUGUAGGGUCGCUAUGAGUUAGGAUGGACUUGAUGGCAGUGGGUUUCCUGUUCGGCAAUAAAGCCAAUAAGUGGGUAAGCCACCAGUAUACCAAAAAGAAUAGCUUUCCCACUUGAUUGGGUUUCCAUGAACUUCCAGAGUCCCCUUCUGAUGCUGGAGGAACACCUGAUGGAAUCUAAUCCACUUAAGAUCUCAAUUUACCCUAAUUUAUUUAUUAACCUUACUAAUUAAUACUACUUUCUUAGGAUUUUUCAUAUUCUUUACUUUAUCAUUUUAAUUCCUAAAAAACAAAACAAAACAAAAUCCUUGGUAUAAACCUCCCAUUCUUCAAAGAUAUUUGUUCUGUACUUUUCAUUCCUUAAUGAGGACCACUGUACAGUUGAAAUAACUGGAAAAAUUGGUGUGUGCUUGUGAUGAUUCUGUUUUUAAUACUUUUGGAACAAGCAGGUUAUUAUCAAGGAUUUGUCUUUUUGUUGUGUAACAAAUUUUGACUAAUUGUAUUCAUUUAUAAACUUUAUGCUGAUUGUUUUCUUUUAAAUUUUAUUUAUACAGCCGUCCCCUGGUAUCCACAGGGGAUUGGUUCCAGGACCCCCACAGAUUCCCGAGGAUGCCCAAGUUCCUUAUAUAAAAUGGCCUAGUUUUUUUUUUUUUUUUUUUU
Loxodonta africana (African savanna elephant) is the source of this 2238-nucleotide messenger RNA. It is a transcript of the gene BCL10, whose product is annotated as BCL10 immune signaling adaptor. Gene Ontology annotation, cellular component: CBM complex; cytosol. The record is from RefSeq and is a predicted model, not a curated record. NCBI's taxonomy places the organism in Eukaryota, Metazoa, Chordata, Mammalia, Proboscidea, Elephantidae. The transcript is spliced from 4 exons. Bases 310 to 1050 code for a protein of 246 amino acids. Gene Ontology annotation, molecular function: NF-kappaB binding; protein kinase B binding; kinase activator activity. Gene Ontology annotation, biological process: adaptive immune response; canonical NF-kappaB signal transduction; positive regulation of extrinsic apoptotic signaling pathway.